AUGAGCUCUUUGUUGUCGCAAGACAAGGUGUUGGCUGUUGCCGCCGCCUCGGUGGUGGCGGGUGUGUGCUUUUACUGGUACGAAAAGAAGGCCCAACAAACCAAAGACACUGUUGUGAGAGAUCCUCCACAUGUUUGGUCUUGGAUACCCCACGUGGGGUCGGCAUUGGCCAUGGGCAGCGACAUUACAGAGUUCAUCCGAUCCAAUGGUGAGAAAUUGCUGGCACCCGUAUUUACCGCCACAAUCAUGGGAGAUAAGUGUGUCUUUGUGGCCGACCCACAAUACCUCGUCACAUUGGCCUUUCGAUCCAACAAGUACUUGGAUUCGCUCUCGCUUCAAAAGCAAUUCGCCAAGGAUGUUUUGGCAUGCAAUGAACUGGAAGUAAAGGAAAACUUUGGUCGCGAGAUCGACAAGAUUCAGGGACAGCAAUACCAUCAUUACUUGUUCAAAGGAGCUGAAUUGGAAAACUCUCUGAAACAAGCGCAAGAACUGUUUCAAGCGAUGGUGCCCAAGCUGAGCAGUGGUGCAGGAUGGCAUGACGAUCUCUUUGACAUGGUCGUUCGGUCUAUCUUUAAGGCCACCAUGGGACCGAUUUUUAGUCAUGAACUCGUCUCGGAUGAGAUGUACGAACACUUUAGAGUCUUUGACAAGGGUGUGAUUCUGCUCUUCAGUCAAGCACCGCAGUUCUUGACCAAAGAGGCACGACAAGCACGUACUGCCAUUCGACAGCAACUGGAAACCAACGAGUUUUGGAAACAAGCCUCGGGAUUGAUGAAGGCACGAAAGCAAGCCUUUGAGGAACUCUCCGAGGCUGCCUUUUUCAAGACGUCAGUGGGUCUCUUGUGGGCAUCUGUGGGGAAUACCUCACCGGCGGUCUUCUGGACCUUGCUCCUGCUCUUGGAACAUCCUAAAGCGUGGGAUGCCUGUUAUGCGCAGGUACAAGCCAUUGUCGACCGAAAGAAGCGUAACAAUGAUGAAGAUGCUUGUCUGUUUACAUUGGAGGAACUCGAUGAAAUGACACUGUUGCAAUCUGCAUUUCAAGAAUCUCUGCGAUUGUAUCAAGGUAACUUUACAGCCCGUCGAGUGGUGCAAGACUUUGUCCUCGAGACACCGGCCCAAAACUACCGCAUCCCCGCCGGAACCAAACUGAUGGCAUGGUGGGGUGUCCUCCAUCGGGAUCCUGACAUAUUCGAAAACGCUGAUGAAUUCCAGUACGAUCGCUUUGUCGAUAAGUCACGCAAGGACUUUACCUUUCGAGAUGGCAAGACGUUGCCGCAUGAACCGGUCAUUCCCUUUGGAGGCGGUGAGCAAUACUGUCCUGGACGCAAGUUCGCAGCCUACGAAGCGAAACUGUUUCUGGCCAUGAUGAUGCAAACCUUUGACAUGAAACUGGACCGAGCAACAUAUCAACGACCCAAGAUUGAUCCGGCCAUGGCGGGUAUUGGGGUGUCUCAUCCAGAUUCCAAGGUGAAGGUUCUGAUUCAACCCAGGAAUAAGAAUCAAUAG
Molecule: messenger RNA, 1506 nt
Organism: Seminavis robusta
Lineage: Eukaryota; Bacillariophyta; Bacillariophyceae; Naviculales; Naviculaceae
Source: the annotation of a GenBank genome assembly